AUGGGAUACUUACAAGAUGGAAAUGCCUCAGCAAACAUAAGUUACUUUAUUAGCGUUUUGCAUGAAUGCUACUUAGAUACGAUUUCUUCUAAUAGCAUUAACAGUGUUUUGUAUGAUGCCUAUUAAUAUUAAUAAGAAAUAGUUAUUGCUAAUCUAAACUGGACUCAUUCUAAAUAAAACAUAUGUCCUGACAUAACUUAUGAACUUCUUGAAGCAGGUACUAAUUAAACUCUAAAACCUGAAGAUCAAUAAUACAUUUACUUCAAAGAUAAUCAGUUGAGAGUAAUGAGCAACCUCAACUAUAAUUGGAAGAGUUUCACUUUAAAUUUGCAAGCAAACGUUAAGUAGCCAACAAUUGUAUACUACAUUGGAGAUCCCUAAAAAAAAUUUAGCAUUGACAGAUGGUAUGAUGCUACUAAAAGAUGUGGUGUUGUAUUAUAAUCAUUUUAGGUAUAAUUUCCAAACGGUACUGUAACUAAUUUAUUGAAUUCAACACUACCCUAUUUACAAUUAUACUAUUGGGAUGUAAUUAACUUUUUAGUAGAAGCUAAUGACAAUUCAAUAGCUAAUUACAGCACAUUAACACUUACUAUCACAAUAAAAGGAUCUCUUUUAAAUGGUUUAUAUAAUACAACAAACUUUGAUAUCUAAUUUAUUGAUCGCUGUAGUUAAGCUAUACUAUCAUAAGAUGUUUAAAAAAAGGAAUAACCAAUAUAAUAUUUCAUAAACUAGAGAAACCAAUUUUUAGAAAUAGAUGAUAUAACUUCAACAAUGUCAAGCUCAAAGUGUGGUAAUUAUAUUUAUUCCAUAAUUAACGUAACUGAUAAUAAUGGUCAAAUUUUAAAUGAGACUAUAUUUUAAUUCACCACUAACAGCUAGAUUGGAGUUUUUACUAAUGAUGAAAAAAAUGUUAAUCUUUCCCCUUUAAGAUUAUUUGUUAGUGCAAGAUAGAGCAGAUAUACCUCUCAAACUAUAACUUUAAUUUAUCAAUUCGAUAUGAAAAUGUCCUGUGAUUAUGAUUAAAUCAUUGCUCCAUCGUUAAAUAAUACCUAUUAUUAUGAUAUAUCAGAUUAUCCUUUAGUUAUUGACAAUAUAAUUUUCCAAUAGUUGUACCCAAAUUACUGUCCUAAAAUCGAUUAAAUUUAUUGCUAAAAUUAUGACACUUAAACCUCUUGUAAUGAUAAUAUAUUCAAAGAUAAAUUAAAAGAUGAAACUUUAUAAAUAGAAACACAAAAUACUGGCUAUGCAGGCGAAUAUAAAUUGAUUAUUUGGGCUCAAGUCAGUAGGUCUGGACUAAAAAAUUCAACAUUUAUCAAUGUUCUACUGACUAAUAAAUGUAAAACAAAUAAGAUUCUUCUGGAAAAUGCUCCAUCUUCACUAAUUGAAUAUGAUAUCAGUUUUGGAAAAGAAAAGAAUACAGUUUAGCUAAAUUGGUCAAAGAGUGAAAAUCUAUGUCCUCAUCCUAUAAAUUAUUAACUUUGGGAUAUUUCAUCUGACUCUGAAGUACAUCCAGAUUCUGAAGUUUUCUUGAUUAAUCAGCAAACAGGGCUAGCUUUGAUGAAUGGAAUACUAGUUACUCAUACUGUGGAAGCUUCAAAUACCAAAUAGGGUAUCUAAUGCCACUGGGAACAUUGCCUGCUUUUAUAAAAUUUGAUUCAAUUACAAGAAAUUUGA
Messenger RNA from Stylonychia lemnae, 1674 nucleotides. The record is from the annotation of a GenBank genome assembly. Lineage: Eukaryota; Ciliophora; Spirotrichea; Sporadotrichida; Oxytrichidae.